Messenger RNA from Rotaria sp. Silwood1, 3627 nucleotides. The record is from the annotation of a GenBank genome assembly. Lineage: Eukaryota; Metazoa; Rotifera; Eurotatoria; Philodinida; Philodinidae.
AUGCUUAUUAAAGAAUACCGUAUUCCAGUUCCUAUGUCCGUCGAUGAAUAUCGUAUUGCACAAUUAUAUAUGAUUGUGAAAAAAAGUCAAGAAGAAACAAAUGCACCUGGUAGUGGUGUUGAAAUUAUUAAAAAUGAACCAUAUACAAAUGGACCAGGUGGUAAUGGACAAUAUACAUUUAAAAUUUAUCAUAUUGAACGUCAUUUACCAGCAUGGUUUAAAGCUAUAUUACCAGCAAAUGCUAUGAAAAUAGAAGAAGAAGCAUGGAAUGCAUAUCCAUAUACAAAAACACGUUAUCGUUGUCCAUUUAUAGAACGAUUUAUACUUGAAGUUGAAACAUGUUAUCAAGCUGAUUUUGGUACACAAAAUAAUAUAUUUAAUUUAAAAUCACAAGAACUUGAACAACGUACUGUUGAAUUUCUUGAUAUUGUUCAUAGUCAACCAUUAGCUGAUAUAGCUGCUGAAAAUCCAGCUUUAUUUCAUUCGGAGAAAACAGGACGAGGUCCAUUAACUUCAGAUUGGUUUGAACAAAUGAAAAAAAAUGCACGUAAAGAAUCAAUUAUGUGUGCUUAUAAAUUAUGUCGAGUUGAAUUUCGUUAUUGGGGAAUGCAAAGUAGAUGUGAACGUUUUAUUCAUGAAAUAGCUUUACGUAAAACAAUUUUACGAGCUCAUCGUCAAGCAUGGUGUUGGCAAGAUGAAUAUCAAGGUUUAACAUUAAUGGAUAUACGACGUUUAGAAGAUGAAACUCAACAUGAAUUAAAUAAACGUAUGGCAAAUUUUCAAAAUCAUAAUUGUUUACCAAUAACAAAUUCAAAUAUGGAAAAUGAAAAUAUAAAACCAACAACAUCAUCACUAUUAGUUAAUGAAAUAAAUCAACCAUUGUCAGAUAUACGAAAUCGGAAACACUCUAUAGAUAAUAUGAAUGCUAAUAGACCAAGAAUUAAUUCAUUUCCUAUUCCACCAUUACCACGAGAUGAAACUACUGAUGAUGAAUAUUAUGAUGCUGAAUCUCAUAUUGAUGUUAUACCAAAUUCACGUUCAUUACGAAGUCUUAAACAUUCAAUAGAUAAUAAUGAACCAAUAUUGUCAAAUUUUGAUGAUGAUGAACGAACAUAUGUUAAUUCAUCAUUGGAUGAUAAUAAUAAUAAAUGUUCAAUUGAUUUUCUUAUUUUAAUUUUUUAUGGUGGUAAUGUUUUUUCAACAGAAGAAUCAUUUGAUAGUGCAAAACAAACUGAUUUUCUUAGUUUUCGUACAACAUUUGAUAGUGUUAUACAUAAUCAUUAUUCACGAUUACAAGGAAAAACAGCUAUACGUUUUGUUGAAUGUCGUUCAAUAUGUAUUGAAACUAUUAAUUUACUUAGUAAUUUAUCACCAUAUAGAAUAACAAAUCUAUCUUAUGAUAUAACACAUAGUGAAACAUUACCAAUAAAUGCUAUACCAUUAUUUGCUAUAUCAAAUACAAAUUAUCAAACUAUAUUAAAUACUGCUAUUGAAUCAGCAAAUAAAGUUUAUCAAGAAUUUUUAUCAUCAAAAGAAGGAAAAUAUUUUUCUGGACAAGUUAUUGUUAUUGGAGAUGCUAAUGGAGCAAUUUUAGCUUAUGAUGCAUUAUGUUUAAAUCAUAAUUUUGAUGAUACAACUUCAUUAUAUGGUGAAGAUGGUUCAACACCACGUACUCCAGCCUUAACUAAACGAAUAAUAACAAGUACUCAAAAUGAAAAUAAUGAUAUGACAUCUGUUCAAUCAUCAAAUCGAACAAUAACAAAACGUAUAACAACAAUUGAUAAUCCUGAUAGUGGUGAUAGCAUAUCACGUACAGGUGAUAAUCUCCGUGGAAAACAAGAUAAUUAUGGUUUAAUGUUAAUAUUUAAUGUUAAUGAAUUUUUUUCAUUUGGUUCUCCACUUUCACUUAUACUUGCAUAUCGUAGAUUACUUACUGAUAAUGUUGUUCGUCCAUAUUGUGGACAAUUGUAUAAUUUAUUUCAUGCAUGUGAUCCAAAUGCAUCUCGUAUAGAACCAUUAAUACAAUCCGAAUUUAGCCAGAUACCAUCUUGUUGCAUUCCUCGUUAUUCACAAUUUCCAUUAGGUGAUGGUGAAUCAACAUUACUUGUUGAAUAUGUUCAUCAAUAUUCAAAAUUAUUUUUAAAUAAUGAUUCAAAAAGUUCAUCAUUAAUAAAUUCAGCUCGAUCAACAACAAAUGAAAAUAAUUUAAUUAAUACUGAUACAAUUUUUUCUAAUAUUCGACAAAUUUGGUGGGGUUCAAGACGUGUCGAUUAUAUUGUUUAUUGUCCUGAAUUUUUAAUGAGUCAACCAGCACAUGUUUUACCUAUUGUCUUCCAUUCAAGUUAUUGGGAAUCUCGUGAUGUUAUGUCAUUUAUUUUACGACAAAUUACACGUAAUCAAGAAAAUUAUCUUUUAAAUAGCAAGAAAACAGAUAAAAAUCGUUCAUUAUUUGCUUCUGAACAAAUAACUGAACGUUGGUUACAUCGUUCAACAGCUGUAAAAAUUCGAAAUUUAGCUCCAAAUCAUCGUGCAAAUGAUAUUAUAAUUGUUGAUGCUAAACCACAAACAAUUUCUGCUAAAUUUCAUUAUGGACCUAUUGAUAUGGUCUGUUUAGCUAAUGAAAAAAUUAAUAUUUAUGUUAUGAGAUCAGCUCCAUAUGGUGAAUGGACAUUACUUGAUACUAUUGAAACAGAUACACAUGGCCGUAUACGUUAUACCAUUCCGAUCGAAAAAAAAUUAUCAUUAGGUUUACAUCCUGUUAAACUUGUUGUUCGUGGUGAUCAUACAACAGUUGAUCUUUAUUUAACUGUAUUACCACCAAAAAGUGAAGCAGUUCUAUUUAGUAUUGAUGGUUCAUUUACAUCAAGUUUUUCUGUUAGUCAUCAUAAUCCUAAAGUACGUCCAGGUGCUGUUGAUGUUGUUAGAUAUUGGCAAGAUCUUGGUUAUAUUAUUAUAUAUGUAACUGCACGUCCUGAUAUACAACAACGUCAUGUAAUUCAUUGGCUUGCUCAACAUAAUUUUCCUCAUGGUUUAACAUUAUUUAAUGAUGGUAUAUGUCGUGAACCAAUUAAACAUAAAGCUGAAAUGAUAAGAAAUCUUGUUGAUAAUGCUGAUUUAAUUAUUGCUGCUGCAUAUGGUUCAUCAAAAGAUGUUCCAGCUUAUCAAUUAAUUCAUGUACCAGCUGAACGAAUAUUUGUUGUUGGAAAAGUAAAACAUCGUUUACAAGGACAAGCAUGUUUUAUUGUUGAUGGUUAUGUUAUGCAUUUAGCUGAACUUUCUAAACCUGGAACAAUACGUCCAUCAAAAUCAAAUUCUCGUCAUUUAAUACGUCGUGCUUGUUUUAAUAUACCAAAAUUAUUAACAACAUCAACUGCUCAAUCAUUAUCAACUGUAAAUUCUACAACACAUCAAUCAAUAUCACCAACAUCACAAUCUUAUACAUUUUCAAAUUAUAAUUUAUUAAAUGAUACAUCUUUAUCAACAUAUCGAAGAACAAGUUUACAUGAUCAUUUAGUUGUUAGUACAUUUCAAUCAAAAGAAGCACCAUCAAGAGGUAUAUCACCUCGUAUGAUUCGUAAUACAGGAAAAAAUAAUGUUUAUAAUCCAGCAUCAAUUGAAAAACUAUAA